GACGACGCGGACUGAGACCACGGAUUCGAAAAUCGAACACAAAUCGCGUUCCAAAAAAGAAUAAAUUUAAAAUUUUGAAAUUGCGAAUUCUGUGUUGACUGUGAGUGAGUGAGUUCACUCUAGUGAGUGAGUGAGUGACCCAUGCGCGCCAUUUUCACUUUCUAAGGGACGGGACACAUUGAAGAUGACUCCCGUACACAUACGACCGUGUGCCAUAUUAUGGCUGCUCUGUAUCGCAUAUGUCGCCGCAGAGUCCGCAGACCAGAAUACAACCACCACCAAAGCCAUCAGAACCACCAUACUACCAUCUAGAACCACCAGGACAGAACUUAAAGUGUCCCGCAGCCUCAACCCACAUGACACACAAACGGUCAACGUGAAGACGAGGCAAGGGCACAUGACACAACUCAUUGUCAAGAAAAAAGACAAGUCUACAACGCUACAUGCAAGCACUACUGUAGCACCGACUACAGCGUCUUUAAAAUCUACCACAAUAAUGCUAAAUUUCACAGAAGAAAACAAAAACAAAACAGAGUCUAGAGACCAGAGAAAAUUAAACUUCGUCGGGACACUCAAUAGUGAUUUAGCUGGUUACGAUUACUAUUCGAACAGAAAUAAAAAUCCCGAAGAACUCAGCAACAUCAAGGCAGAAUACGGUAAUUGGUCCCCAGUAUCUGUAUACCCAGAAUCUCACAUCCAAGAAGAUGGAGGCAAACCUGAAACCGACCCGGAAACAUCCAGUUACUAUCCCACUUAUGAUAAUGAGAAAAGAACUGAAAAUAAAAAAGUGUACAUCACAUCUACAAGCUUUCUAGAUUAUGGAGCCCCAAUUAAAAACUACAGGUUUGAUCCCCAUAAUCCGGUCAUCAAAAAUGACAGAAACCCAGUAUACAUUGAAGUCGUGAGCACUAAAGUAGCUGAUGGAGAAGAAAAAUCUUUUAAAAUUCCUGAGCCAGUCAUGGUUAGUUCAGAACCGAUGUACUUAAAAAAGGCAAUAGAAAAAUUUAAUAAUAAAAGAGGACGAUCAAUUUUGACUUUGGGUGACGACGGCAUUCCAGAAAUCCAAGGGGUCAGAAUGCCCGACGAUGAAUCUGACAAGAAAACUUGGCGCAACGCACGUGUAGUCAAUGGAGAAUUGAUGCCUUAUCCGGAGGGCUACAAACCCGCCAAGGCAAUCCCUGAAGCGGAUGUCUACCCCGACGUCACAGCGGCGGAACCCGAGCAAAAUUUCGGUCCCUUCACAAAAGACGACAACUUCGAACCCAAAGACGGGCCUUUCACCAAGUUUGAUAACAUCAAAUACGAUUACGACGACAACAUCGGGCCAUACAUGACGAGUGACAACCCGAUGUAUGGGUAUAAACACAAAAAAGACAGCCUUCUGAAGUCGGGCUACGGUCCUUUCACCAAGGCCGAUAAUUCGAAAGUAGCGAACUCGAAAUUGAUCGAGUAUAUUAAACAGAUAAAUGAACAGGAACUGAAACGCGACUACUUUAGUGGCCGAAGUUCGAGGGCGCACAAUGGCGGGGACAUGGAAUACUCGGAGAGCCAUAUCCAGAGGCGAAUGCUGCAACACCCCGGCGAGGUCAACUUUCCAAACUCCGUAAUGUACACGCCCAAAAACGCCAAGCCGAGUUUCGACGAAAGCGUACGCAAUCCGGUCCUGCAAUACGCGCAUCCCGAACUUGGCAUUCAGCCAGCCAAGGCCACCAAUGGAGAAAAUAAUGAACGUAAAGUAAAAUAUUAUACUACCAACGUGCCUAAAAGCGCACAUCCUUACCCGAUAGAACCAGUGAACGGCUACGGACAGCAACGAUCACAAAGCCCAAACAGGUACUACGAGGAUGAAUAUAAAAAGUUCUCCUACUACGAAAACAACCGCCCUAACUAUCAAUACAGCUACAUCAAACGAGUUCAAGAGCCGUCACUUUGGAAAAAGUUUACGGACUCCAUGAAAGACACUAUCAACACAGCCAGUCAGACAGUUCAACAACUUACAAGGCCCAUUAUUGACCCUAUUGCAAAAGUGACUCAACCUGUCAUCGACCCGUUAGUUGAAGCUACGCAUAAAAUUUCUCACAACCUUGGCUUGUACCCGUCUAAUUCUAUUCAGACGCAAAGAUAUGCGCAGGAUAAGAUGGGUGUUGCAGCAGCGGUAUCCAGCGCACCAGCUAUGCUGCCAGCUAUCGGUCUGAUGGCUGGAGGAGCAGCUUUAGGAUUAGGCGCUGUCGCCAUGGGUAGAUUUUUAGACGUGAACCUAAUGCGUAGUGCAGGCCUCAGCGAGGAAGAAAUUGAAGACGAAAUCGAAAAGGAACACAAAAGGUCUUUCGGCGCCGUGCCUUACGACAUCGACAGACAAAUCAUUAGUAAUCAAAAAGUGUUCGAGGACAAUUACAAAAUGCCAAGUGAAAAUGUGUAUGUAGUGAUGUCGCCAGAAGGCAGUCGUGCGAAGCGAGAGGUUCCCUGGGACGCUAGUCAAGUUGCGCUGAAGAGAGUGAAGAGGAGGUAUCGUAGGUCAUUGUCGGAGAUGGACGAUGACCUCCAGCACAUCGACGGCAGUCGGCCGGCGUCGUCGUUGACGUCGGCUGCCUUGGACCUGGUGAAGCAGACUGACUGGCGCGACUCACAGUGCGCUAAGUUGACGUUCUGCAAAGUCCUGACGUCGCAGCCGUCUGAUUCUCUCUUCGUGAUGGAGAAGAAGAUGGAGGCAUUACUAAAAAUGAUCUCUCGUGGCGGCAGCAGCAGCGCGUCAUCCGUGGCGCAUCAGCUCGGGGACGUCAUGGCCGCCAGCCGGGACCACGACUGCGGCCGCUUCCAUUGCGACGCGCACUGAUACGGAACCCUCCUCUCCAUUGUGAUGCCAACAUUUCUUACAGAAUCGAUAUUUACACUGAUGCUUAAUAUAUGGCGCUGUGUAAUUAUAUACAUCGCGCAAGCAAAGUUUGCCAGCUCUGGAUAGAAAUUUACUAUUAAAUAGCAUGAGUUUCUCAGAAGCUGCGUAGUGCUUAAAUCAAAGUAAAGGCCUAAUAUAUUCUAUAUUCCUAUGACGUCACUAUAUAUUUUUAGAUCUUAUCUAUUCAAGAUGCUUGAAUGACGCAAUGUAAUGCAAUUUUUUAUUUUUAAUAACAUUAAGUAGGAUAUAGAUAAGCCGGCCUGAUUUCCUAGGAAAUUACCAGUGGCAAACCGCCCAUAAGUAGUAAUUCGCUUACUAAUAUGUCAAAAAGUAUAGUUAAUCCGAAUAUUAUGAUAUAUAGAUAUAUGAUAAGGACAAAAAGUACCUACGUAAAGCACCUAUAAAUUAGCAGUAAAUUCAAGGCAUCUUUUGGAAGGGAAAAAUAUCGCAUCGCGUGUGAAAUUUCAUUGAAUUGAUGAAAACAGGGAUGUACCAUAGUGUUUGCUCAUAAUCACUGCCAGUGUAAACGACCUUUUCCUAGCUAUAUUUUUUAAAUUGUUUAUGGUAUAUUAUACUUGAUAAAUGGAGGCCGGUGGUUUCCUAAUUUCAUGAAAGUAAAAUUUACUAGAAAGCGCUACGAAAGAAGGUCUGAGGAACUAUUAAUAAUAGAUCAGCCACAUUGUUUUCUUGUUGUUUUCAGUAACUGUAAACGCCAUCUCUGUGGACUUCUUUCAUGGAUGUUAUAUAAAAUCCUUACAUUUUUAAUAUACAGUCCAUACCACGAAAGAUGUCCCGCACACGUGCCGCUACUGUCGCUAAAAACAACAACAAUAAUAUACAGAUUACAAUUAAUCUGGAAAGUAAAUAAUGUAUUGAAAAACGUGAUAAAUAACAAUAUCGUGAUAUAUAUCAGAAUGUAUAUGAUGAUUCAAACAAUAGCAUAUAAUUUGCUGUAUGUUAACAAGGCACGAUUUUACUGUUAAGGUGGUGAGAACUGCUAAUCAUGAUUAUAACAGUACUAGCUUUUGCUCGCGGCUGCGACCUGCGUCAGUUUCCUACGUGAACAGUUCUUUUUUUUCGGGAUAUAAUUAGCCUAUGUCUUUCUCCGUACUCCUAACUAUAUGUGUGCAAAUUUUCAAGACGAUUGGUUGAAUACAUAGUGUGAAGAGGUAACGAACAAUCUUACUUUCGCUUUUAUAAUGUUAGGAUAUUGACUUUAAUUAUUUUGUAAGCCCAGUGUCGCCUCGUAAUGUGGUACUUCGAAUUCAAUCAAUUUAAUUUGCUUUAACUCAUUAUCCAGUUGAUUAUUUUGAUUUGCAUUUUACUUAAUUCUUCAAAUCACUAAACAUUUCACACAAUAGUUACAGAUUUGAAAAUACUUAUAUAUUUUUUAUUUAUUGUUAGAUUCUGUAUGUAUUUAUAAUUACGUUUAUAAUUACACAUAUAAUUUAAGAAACGGUGGAAUAUGUUGCCUUCUUUAUUUGGCGUGGCGUCUGUGGAAAGAUGCAUAUAUACUUAUUUUAGUUUUAAGAAAAAUGAUGCAUCUUUUUUAUACGCAGUAACGGACGAGUUCCACAUAAUAUAAGUAGUAUGUUUUCUUGGAUAACAGCGGUAAUAUUCAGCAUCUGAAUACUAUUUAAUAAUAUUUAUUUAUUUAAGAAAUAUUACUCAAAAGCCUUCCAGCUCCGUUUUGGUUGGUUUGAUUCCGUAAACAAUGUGUUUUAAAAUUUAAAACAAGAUUUAAUACUAAUAUUUUUUUAAAGUCCACACUUUUCAUGUUAUUUUAUUCAAAACAUUAAAAAGGUAUUUUUCGGUAUGGUUUCCACAAUUUUUGAAGUAUUUAUAUGUAUUUUUGAAAUACUCUAGACUUAAGUUAUAUGGGUUAGGCGAGACAUCGACAAUAUUAUGCUUUAGAUAUUUCGGUUAAAAUUUAUUUUGUGUGCAUUGGCACUAGAGAUCAGGGCAAGUCCCUAUUCAUAUAAAAUCAUUAUCUAUUGCGUGGCUAAAUAAAAAUACGUUUUGUGCUAACGAAUAUAAGAUUUACGAUUUCAAAAAUAUUAAUAAAUCCUUUUUUGAUCAAUUGUUACCAAAUACUUUGUAUUCAUAUAUUAAUUAAUUAAUUGAUUGUACAGUCGAGGGCAGAUAAUGCUGACCUCUCUGUGUCACUAAGUUGGAGAGUUCAAGUUUAUCUACCCACUGCAGUACUUUUAACAUUGAUUAUUAUUGUUUAGGUGCAUAUCUUCGUUUCUAUAUAACUCCAAAGUGAAUAAACUUAUUUUUAAAGCUAUUUAAUAAAAGACGUAACUUAUAUGAAUUCUGACAAACUGUCAUUUCUAACUUAAACAAAAUAUUUAUUUAAAUUAUAUUAGAACGCGUUGGAAGUUGUAAAUAUGCUUGAAAGGAAUGUAAAUUAUUUAUUUAUUUUUUUUACAAUUAAAAGCUAAUUAAUUAAAAUUUCGUUUACC
Molecule: messenger RNA, 5358 nt
Organism: Plodia interpunctella (Indianmeal moth)
Lineage: Eukaryota; Metazoa; Arthropoda; Insecta; Lepidoptera; Pyralidae
Exons: 3
Coding region: 185-2833 (882 amino acids)
Source: RefSeq, a predicted model, not a curated record